This is a messenger RNA of Saccostrea echinata, 1138 nucleotides long. RefSeq names its product thyrotropin-releasing hormone receptor-like. Gene Ontology annotation, biological process: G protein-coupled receptor signaling pathway. The transcript is spliced from 2 exons. NCBI's taxonomy places the organism in Eukaryota, Metazoa, Mollusca, Bivalvia, Ostreida, Ostreidae. Bases 48 to 1121 code for a protein of 357 amino acids. Gene Ontology annotation, cellular component: plasma membrane. Gene Ontology annotation, molecular function: G protein-coupled receptor activity. The record is from RefSeq and is a predicted model, not a curated record.
ACUCUAAGUAAAAUCUUCCGGAACUGCUACUAUAUAAAGACGUACGGAUGGAGUGGAACACAGCAAUGGACAAUUACACAUUUUUAGAGAAUGAAACGGGGCCGAGCUGCAAUUCCUCCAACUGCUUCCUUAGAGGGACCAUGAACGAUACUCAGUCUAUUUAUCGCUUUCUCCAAGUCUAUAUUCUCCCUGUGAUCGUUUUCUCCGGUCUUAUCGGGAACACUUUGUCAGCAUGUGCAUUUCUCGUCAAAGAACUUCGACGUAUAUCGUCAACAGUUUACGUAAUUGCCGUCCUCACAGCCGAUAAUGGAGUUUUGAUUUCUCUUUUGUUUGUCUGGCUGGAGGUUCUUGGUUUUCGAUUCAAUCACGAGGAAGGGAUGUGUCAGUUUCAAGUUUAUUGGAGUUACAUUUGUACCUUUUUGUCAAUCUGGUUUGUGGUUUGCAUAACGGUCGAAAACUACAUCACUAUUUGCCAUCCAACCCGGAUUACUUCGAUGUGCACAGUUCGGCGUGCUGUGAUUACAACAGUGUCAUUGCUUGGCUUUGCUUUGAGUUUCUAUUCCGUAUUUAUUGUGACAACGACCGUCAAUGUUCACAAUUUUGGUGCGAGAUUGGUCAAAAUGUGUGAAAUUGGCAGCAAGUUCACCAAACUAGUGGUCCUUUUUGUCAAUGCAGAUACUGCCAUAACAUUUAUAAUACCCUUGGUUUUAAUCAUGUUCAUGCUCAUAGCUAUUUCUCUCUCCGUCAUCAAGUCUGUACAACUGAAAAAGAAACGAAGUCUUAAUCAGAAAAAUACUAACAAUAACAGAGCCAAGUCUAUACCGCAAGUACGUGUGGCCAAAAUGCUGUAUAUUCUCUCUCUGACCUUCGUGAUUUUAAGUGUGCCUAGUCAUGCUCUGCGAACAUACAUCUCAUUUGGACCAGAUUCUCUGAAGGUUUCAGAGCAAAUCGUUUUAAUUCAUGCUGUUUUACAAUUUGUUUACUACACAAACUUUUCUAUCAAAUUCAUAUUGUUUGCAUGCUGUAGUAAAAAUUUUCGUAAAUCUUUGCUCUUAGCUAUGAAUUGUCACCAUCAGUUAUACUCUCCGGUCAGCAGUACCGGAAGUACUAGAUGUCAAUAAACUUAUUAACUUUGCAA